UCUUUCGUUCCCGAAAUUGGAUACAUACUUCGCAGAAUAAUUACCGAUAAUUGCCGAUCAUACGCAUAAGCUAUAUUAUAACAAAAAUAUGCUGCACGGACGAGCGGUUUGUGGUUAGUUAAUGCGCGAGUCAAUCAAUUUUCGCGAGAUUUUCAGUAAUCCUGUGUAAAUAAUCUCUACACUUUUGGAUAAGUUGUCAUCGCAAGAACAUGCUCCGAAAAUAUGACGAAAAUGGACGUAUCAUGCACGUGAAACAUUUUUAGAUAAAUCUUCGUCGAGAGUAAAUCUCUUGAAUUGUGUCGAUCUUUUUUAUUGAACAGACGAAUCGUUAAUUGUUUAAAAAAUGUCUGUGACCUUUGCGCAACGUGGUAGGCCCCCUCCAAAUCCUGCUCAAAUACAGAAGAUGCUUGACGAGAAUAGCCAACUUAUACAAAUGAUUCAAGAGUAUCAAAAUAAAGGCAAAGCACAGGAAUGUGUACAAUACCAGCAAAUGUUACAUCGCAACUUGGUAUAUUUAGCAUCUAUUGCAGAUGUGAAUCAGAAUCUUCAAACUUUAUUACCUAUUUUUUGUUCCAAGCUACCUCAAGGUAUUCCGAAUGGUCCUCAGCAUGCUAUGAUGAAUCCACAAGGGCUUCCAAGUGGUCCAGGUGCUUCGGCUAGUCCUGGAGGAGAAAUGACUCCAAAUACACAGCCAACUAUGCCAAUGUCGAGUUUUAAUCAAGGUCAACCAAUAGCACAAGGUUAUCGUGGACCUGUGAUGCCUGGUCAAGGACCUUCCAUAAAUAGACCUCCAACUGCACCAGGUCCACAACAAUAUAGAGGCCCACAAGGUUAUCCUCAACAGCCUUCUCAGCAAGGUUAUCCUGCUCAAUAUGCCAGUCAGAAUCCUGGCUCUAAUUACCAAGGACCGCAAGGAUCUGCAUACACUCCUGGUCAACCAAACCAAUAUGGACCACCAAACACUUCUCAGCAACAAGGAUAUAAUCCAGCAACGCAGCCAAAUUAUGGUCCUCCAACUACAGUGAACAGCUAUGGUCCACAACCAGGUGGUUAUCCACCGCCGGGCACGACUCAGCCACCUUCCGGAUACGGACCUCCACCGCCAAAUCAGCAAGGUUAUCCACCAUCAAAUGCUUCUCAGCAAAAUUUCUCAUCAGGUAGUCAACAACAACAACAACCAGGACAAUAUGGCAGUCCUAGUCCACAACCAAAUUAUCAGCAGCCUCCGUCCCAAGCUCCACCUCAAAAUGCAUACGCCGCUGGACAACCUGGAAAUUAUCCCCCUCCAUCCUCACAGGCAUAUGUGAAUAAUGUUCCGCCGCAAAAUUAUCCACCACCUCCGACAACCAGCACGACUCAACCCCCUCAACCUGGAUCUCAGCAAAAUACGGGUCCUCAGCCCAACUAUGUUAGCCAACCGAGCCCAGGUCCUGGGGCGACACAGUACGGUCCCGUUUCUACAUCUCCGCCAUUUAGUACUUCCUCCGCGAGCGGCGGCAAUACUUAUGCUCAGAGUCAGCCAACAAGCACGCCGUCUGCCUCAACACAGACGUAUCCGCCAAGUAGUGGUCCGCCACCAACAUCGCAGGCUGGAAGUUAUGCACCCCCGGUUCCGCCGGCCCCUUCUGGAUAUUCUGUUCAUCAAACACCUCAUCCGACGUCGCACCCCCCGCAUCCGCCGCCGCCGCAUCAAUCACCACAUCAGCCACCGCACACCCCGCAUCAAUCACCCCAUCAACCAUCACAUCAGUCGUCCCAUCAACCGCCUUCCCAUCAAUCGCCGCAUCAGCCACCACAACAAUCUCAGCAACAGUCGCAAACAGCUCCGCAGACGCAACAGCAGCCGUCUCAGAGUCCAGCCCCGAGUGGAUUUCAACCACCGUCUGGACCACCGCAAGGUCCCGCCCCACCACCAGGUCCUCAACAACAACCCGCUUAUGGACCCACUACUACGCAAACAUAUGUUCCACCAACACCAGGAGGGCAACCACAGAUUUAUAGUCCACAUCCACCACAAGGGGGACAACACUAUGGGCAUCCGCAGUAUCCUCCUCAAAGUUACCCUCCACCGCCAGCAGGUCAAGGAUAUCCACAAUAUCCUCCACGACCACCUGGUGGACACAUGCCACCUCCACCAGGACCACAAGGGCCACCGCCACCUAAUCAGUAUGGAGGUUAUGGUUAUCAACCACCAACACAAUAAAAUACAUUAAUUCUUAAAUUUAAAUAGAUCUUAGAUUAAUGUGUAUAUUGAGCAUAUUUUCAUUUACAUUUUUAUUUACAUUUUGUGUAUGUUAAUGUACUUUAUUAUUAUUAUUAAUAUAAAUUCACAAUAUUAUAUUAAUAUAAAUAUUAUGAAUAUCCAUAUUAACAUGAAUACAAAGGAUUCCACCAGUGAUGAGAUUACAAAGAAUUGUAUGAAGAACUUUAUAAUUCAAUCUUUGGUGAUAUAUUACAUCUAACAUCGUAAUAAAAAAAAAAAA
This is a messenger RNA of Formica exsecta, 2483 nucleotides long. Its product is annotated as basic salivary proline-rich protein 2-like. Bases 344 to 2203 code for a protein of 619 amino acids. The record is from RefSeq and is a predicted model, not a curated record. Gene Ontology annotation, cellular component: nucleus. The transcript is spliced from 6 exons. Lineage: Eukaryota; Metazoa; Arthropoda; Insecta; Hymenoptera; Formicidae. Gene Ontology annotation, molecular function: transcription coactivator activity. Gene Ontology annotation, biological process: positive regulation of transcription by RNA polymerase II.